Molecule: messenger RNA, 15169 nt
Organism: Xyrichtys novacula (pearly razorfish)
Lineage: Eukaryota; Metazoa; Chordata; Actinopteri; Labriformes; Labridae
Source: the annotation of a GenBank genome assembly
GUGUUAUAGCAGUACUCCAUCUAGUGGCUAAUCUUUGUCAUUUCAGCCAAUGACGCUUUUGACGCCAGUUGACACAGCGAUAUCUGUGCUGCGUCUGUCAGUGCGGCACAGCAGCCAGCAUCUCCUGUGUCAGCGCAGUGAAGGCACCUCUGAAGGAAAGGUAAGUUACGGGACAUUUAACAUUAUUAUCAUAAUACCUGCUGAGAGUAAUUCUGUAAAUAUACAGGAACAAGUGUUUUCCAAAUGGAUGUUUAUUCCAGGCACGUUUGUCAACGCUGUUAUGUAAGUACAUCAUAGUGAGGGUCGAAAUUGAUAGUUGAGUGCUGUGUGGUGUCGAUGUCGCGGUAAUUUGAUCAAGCCAAGUGCUGCCAAAAAGAGUGCAGUGGGGUGCGGAUUGGCACUAAACUGGUUUGCUUAUCGAAAGGCCUGUAUGGCGCAGUUUCUGCAGAUAAAUAAAUAUCCAACCUGACAAACAGGCGGGAAUCCUCUCUGUUGAUCACCAUCAUCAUCAUUAUUAUCCUGUCUCUGUCUGUCACCGAAAAAUAAGAGUGCUGUACGUGAAACCGUCUGCGAAGUGGAUGCUGAGAAAUGCAGACAUUUUUAGGACGCCCUCGGUCCCGCAGUGUAAUGGUCACUGCUUGUUUAUUGCGGCAUUGUCUUACAUUAAUGUAUUGUCCAAACAAUUUUACGACACAAACUUCUUCUGCAAGGACAUCCAUUGGGAUAGAUAUAAGUUAUUCAUUGUAUGCAGCCAUGUUACCCACAUACUCCAUUAUUAUGAGAACUCCGGGUGAGGGUUGUUGUCUUUAGAUACAAACCAUACAUUAUAGUAGAGAAUGGCUGACUGAAAAUACAACAAAUAUCCUCAAGGUAUGGAGCAGUGUCUGUUAUUAAUCCUGUAAACAUAGUGACAGAAUGUAACCUGACAAAGCCAAUAGUCAGAGAGAUUAGUCCUCUUCUUGAUUCUCAAGGUGACUCAAAUGUAAACAGGCAACAUUUCGAUGAAGAUGCAGUCAGAGAAAGUUGAGCUUUGCAGUCAAUGACGCUGACCGGGCAGAAUGGGCGCGUUCACGUGCUGAGUGCGCGCCCGUCACAAGGGAGAAUGACGUGACAGUUAACGAAUGUUGAGGUCUCGCGCGCUAACUAGCUUUUAGUUCAUCAUCACCGAGCAGGAGAGAAGACGGUAAGAAGAUUAAGCUCAGUUAAAGUAUGAAUUUUCACUCUAAUUUAUGAUUGAAUAGUGGGAAUUUGUUGUUAAUGUUUGUUUUUCAUAUUUUUUAUCUAAAACUUUCACAAAUUCCCUGAAUGAUUAAGCUUUUCCCCAACUUAAAAUAAGCUUUAAUUCCUGGAAAUUAGGUGGAUAUGGUCGUUAAAGGGGAAUGGCUUACUUUUCAUGCGAACGUUUAGAAAAUAACAGUGACAUCUUGUCUAAAUUCGUCUUUAACCUGUAAAGCACGGGCGCCAAAUGCUCUUGUUCUGUGUUAAAUUAAACUAGCUUGUUGGCUGGAAAGAGUACUGUAAUAAUAUACUGCAGUAAACGUAGUUUUACUGUCAUGAUAUUUCACUUAAAUAAAUGUAAAACUAUCAGUUCGUUAAUCUACUCCAGUAUAUGUAAAAGUCCUUUAUUUAGACAGACUUCAGUUACUAAAAGCUCUGCUCCCCACCUUUCCUGUCUCUUUUCAAUAAUAAAACGUAAAUAUGUAUAUAAUACUUCCUUUAAACCAGGGUGAAAGGUUACUUGUUACAUUUCCCUCAAGUACUAUUAUUGAGUACCUUUUGUGUGUACUUGUACUAAGUGUGUUUUUCAUCAGUUCAUUUAAAAUUUAUUUCAAACAUGCCAAUCGCUAAACUAAACGUUAUUUAAAUCUUAAUGUGCGUACAAUAAUGGACUUAUACUUGACUAUAGUUUUGAACUUUAACCACAAUAUUCGUUGUGUAUUUCAUUUCUUUGUGAAUGUUUUAAGAUGGCUUUGUAGAUAUCAGAAAUGAACUUGUUGCAAUGUUUUACAGAGUAAGAUAUGUUCCUGUCUUUAUUGAGUAAAAUGUUCACUCAAGUUCAGCACCUUUGUCAUUUGUAAGUAAUAGUAGAUUGUUGUAUUUUGUUAAAAACCAAAAAUAAAAAAGGCAGAACAACAAAGUGGUAUCUGCAUCAUAUAUCUGUCAUCCUGGGCUUUCAUUUUCCAACCUUCAAAUAUAACCCCUAAGUGAGCUUUUCUUCUUGUUUAAACAUCUCAUUACACUUGAAGAAAGCUGUAUAAACAAGACAUGCCAAGACAAACAUAAAUCGUAUUUCAAGAUAUUUCAAGUCAAAUUUCUUGAUAAGUUCCAUAAAGUGUGUACGACAGUCUGUUUGAGAAACUUUCGAUUAAAAUAUUGCUUGCUGCAUUGGCAUAACUUUUUUUACUCAUUACAGUCAGGUAAGUCCUUAUUUUUUUAGUUGUAAUAAAAAGUCUCUUUGCACAUUGAAGUAGGCUGUACUUUUACUCAAAAACACUUUUUUUUCUUCUCCUUUUCCCUUGGUUUUCAAUCUGUUGGGCUGGAGAGAGCAAGAUACACACUCCAAGUCAUACAACGUGAUAUUUUCCCCAAACAAAAUAUUGUAACAACUGGCAGCCUGACUGUCUGAAGUGAUUUUGACUAAGCAUCUAUUUAGGGUGAAAUUAUUGAAUCUUUUGGCUGUAUCUUUGUCAAUAUUACAAUUCGUUAUUGCUAGCCAAAAAUAAGGACCUCAUGGAUUGUAAUGAGUGAAACGACUGCCAAUGACGCACAACACUUUACUCAGAUGUUUCUCAAAACAAGGUUGGACAAUGGAAGCGUUAAACUUGUAGCUAUAACAUCCAAUGCUUACAUAAUUACUGUUUAUGCAUACAAAUUGCAGGUGCAUUGUCUGUGUGGGUGUCUGUGAAGAGGUGAUAGUCUUCCACAGGUCUGUCAUCUCUGUCCCAUUUAUGGCAGAUUGUUAAUUCUUAAUUCUUCCAGUAUCCAGCGGGCUGAGCUGCAAUGGGGAAGGAGAAACUCCACAUAAACAUUGUGGUAAUAGGACAUGUCGACUCAGGCAAGUCCACCACCACUGGCCACCUCAUCUACAAGUGUGGGGGCAUCGACAAAAGAACUAUUGAGAAGUUCGAGAAGGAAGCUGCUGAGGUACAUGACUCACACUGUUCUCUCUUGAAUUUAGAGUGUAAUGUUUUUUUUAUGCCAGUCUGUGUAGGUGCAGUUUGCUUUGCAUGUGUUACAGCACUGCAAUAGUAUUAUGUUCUAUUUAAAUAGAUGCUUUUUUUGAACAAGUAUGCCUAUCAACAGACCCACCAUCCAUCUGUUAAACAGAAGAGUAUUCUAAUUAUCAUGGUAUUUAGAUACUAACAACAUAGGAGCUUCAUUCAGAGAUGUGGACAUGUUUGAUUCCUUUUUAUUGUGGCAAUUUGAUUUAAAACAGACACUGAAAGCAUGAUUUCCGUAAAAAAAGUGCCAAAAAUGACCAUACCUUGUUUUGUUUAACACAGUGGUUUUCAAGUCCAGUCCUUGAGGCCCACUGUCCUGCAUUUUUUGGAUGUUUCCCUGCUCCAACACACCUGAUUCAAAUGAUCAGCUCGUUAUUAAGCCAUUUCAGAGCUUGAUAACGAGCUGAUCAUUUGAAUCAGGUGUGUUGGAGCAGGGAAACAUCCAAAACAUGCAGGACAGUGGGCCUCGAGGACUGGACUUGAGAACCACUGGUUUAACAUAAUAAAUUUCAGUUAUGAAUUGAGUCUUAUCAUUAUUACAAAUGACAUUUUUUUCUUCAUAAAAAGUGGUCUUUUUCCUAAAAAUUAGUGUUGAAAAGUUUGGGGAGACCGUAAUUUAAUCAGGUUUGUCUAAUAUUCAGAUAAGAACAGUAAUACAUAAAAUAACAAAUACUAACUGUAAAGAUUUCAACGAAUAAGUUCAGUGAUGUGUUAAAGAACAGUUAUAAAAAAGGGAAUGUUAUACUUCUUUACCUUUCUGUCCUUCCACAUCAUUUAGAUGGGGAAAGGUUCCUUCAAGUACGCCUGGGUGUUGGACAAGCUAAAGGCAGAGCGUGAGCGCGGGAUUACCAUUGACAUCUCUCUUUGGAAGUUUGAGACAAGCAAGUACUAUGUCACUAUCAUUGAUGCUCCAGGACACAGGGACUUCAUCAAGAACAUGAUAACUGGGACUUCCCAGGUAGGCCGGAAAAAUAAAUGUGUUGUAGAAAGAAUAAAGCUCUGAGGCAGACUGCCUCACUUCCCUCUCUUCUCACUCCCUCAGGCCGACUGUGCUGUGCUGAUAGUAGCUGCAGGUGUGGGUGAGUUUGAAGCUGGCAUUUCCAAAAACGGGCAGACCCGUGAACACGCCCUCCUCGCCUACACCCUUGGAGUGAAGCAGCUCAUUGUGGGCAUUAACAAGAUGGAUUCCACUGAGCCUAACUACAGCCAGAAACGCUAUGAGGAGAUUGUAAAGGAAGUCAGCACUUACAUCAAGAAAAUUGGCUACAAUCCUGACACUGUGGCUUUUGUCCCCAUCUCUGGCUGGAAUGGAGACAACAUGCUGGAGCCCAGCCCUAAUGUGAGUAUUAACAGAACAAUCUCAUAAAAGAACAAGUAGUUGUCAUAUAACCUGACCUCCAGCUUCUAUAAAAAUAUUUCAGUUACAUAGAAACGGUGCAUCAUAAGUGGGGUCUCUGUUUUUUUCUAAAUGAGACCCUCUAAAUUAUGGGGGUGCUUUCAGUCAGGAAUCUGCUGUAACACAAAAAAAAGCCACUUAACACAGACCAACAGUUGCCAUUCUUCACCAACAGUUGCCAUUCUUCAAACAGCAAGGAAAUCAAUCAAUCAGUCUUUAUUUAUAUUGUACCCAGAGGAAGUGUGUGGUGGUAGUGUGUAUACACAGAGAGUGUGCUCUCUGUCUGUAGUAGGCAUAUGCCGAUAUGAAAAAUUUGAUAUCACGAUAUUUGUGGCCCAAAAUAUCACGAUUCACAAUACUAUCACAAUAUUAGCGCAUUGCUUUUUACGUUAUUAAAAAUGGCAAAAAUUGCGAAAUCACUUCUCUGUCAAACAAUAUUUAUUCUUUGACAGGACUUAAGUAAACAACAAUGGCAACACCCCUGUAAACUGCCACAUUACGUUACGUUAAAUAUGUAACGUUAAAUAAAUAGCCACUAGUAAAUCUACAAGCUCUCAAGGCGACUCAACCGGAUGUGCUGCGAGGCAUGCACAGCAUGACACGCACAAACAAUAUGAGCAAGAGGCAGCUAACGCAACAUUGGGAGCAUUAGCUUUUUGGAGCUAAAGUUAGCAGAAACGUCACUAACGUUGUCAAUAAUAAGCAGUGGAGUAGACCAAACUUGUUGCAGUCAUGUUUUUUUUACCUUGAUUUAGGUGAACGAUGCUGGAUGGUGUUCACAGAGGUGGGCACGUAGGUUUGCAAUGUUAGACAACAGCGCUGCAACUUCCUUACGGCAUAACUUGCAGAUUGGUGUAAGGUUUACCUGCUUCGUCUGUUUUGUGAAGCCGUAAAUCGUCCAUACUGCCGAAGAAACCUUUUUAACAGGAGGAUACAGCCGAGACGUUUCGUCAUUCUCAGUCUCCGACUGUUCUUGGUCCGGCUGCAUCGUUACAUUGGUUGGAAGUUGGAACGCGUGCGUCAACUUUUUUUUUUUCUUCUCUAAACUGUUCACGGUUCACAGAGUGGACAUGCUCCAGUGCUUUGGGUGUCCGCAAUGCAUUGUGGGUGGCCACACAUUUUGUCAUAAAAUUUCUUCAUUUUCUCUUUUAAUGUUCCCGUUUUUGUUAGGCUGGCAUUAAUGUACUUAAUUUGAGAGUUUGUUUUUUAUUUGGAACUAGUUUUGUGGUGGUUUGUUUGUACAUUUUGCUCCUGAGGCUUUGACACCGUGGGUAAGACUACAAGUGGGUUAGGUUGGGAAGAACUUGGCUUCGUUCGCCUUCGCAGAGUGACGCUGCCAUUCGUCUAUAAAUUAUAAUUGUGGAACGAUUAUUACAGUACCCGUCGAUUUCAUCAUCGUGGCCGUUUAAUAUCGCAUAUCGCGAUUAAAUUGUAUAUCGGCACAUCCCUAGUCUGUAGGUUUGAAUUUUCCCACAAAGGUCGCUUUUUUAUGGACAUAAAUCAUUGUAUGUCGCUGUGAAUCUCCUCGUUAAUAGUAGGGUCUAGAAAACAUAGAGGAACUGGGUGACAUUACUGUCUCUGUUCUCUGCUCUUUGUCGUUCUGCAACAGACAUUGUUGUAAUGUGUCUACAUUAGAUGGAAUAAAAUGUCAGUAUUUGCUAACCUUUAAACCUGGGGGUAGCAGAAACAGAAGAUUCAGACAGGAGGAAGAAGUAUUGACUACAGCUGCAAGCAAACCCAAUCUGUGAUUUUUCUGCAUGAAAAAUCUCAGACUGUGUUUUUAAGUUCUUAAGAGGGUUAAGUCUUUGGAAGAUGUGAACGCAGCCAUCCCCAAACAAGAAGGUGUGCCCCAACAUAACAUUGUGAUUAUACACAUCAAGCCCGAUGCAAUUUUGCGACUUUCCGGGGGGGAAAAGACGCUUCCCAGGAGGAAGACUGAAACAACAGCAGACUGACUGUUUUUCAGUUCUGAUUAGACACGAGUGUUGGGAUGGCUGUCUGUCAUGAUAGCAUGUAGUCGGGGCCAGUACCAGAUAAGCACAUUAAACUAUAAUCCAUAAACGUAAGGUAACAACCGAGACCUAAUGAUGCAGUGACAGCAACGUGAUUGAGUUUGAGACAGUGAAAAUACAUAUGGUAUGUUGUAUCUGAACAGGUUAGCUUACGAGCUAAAGUUACUUAGCACAGAUGAAAGUUAAAACAAAGACGUUUAGCAAACUGUUAAAGCACACAAACUAUCAUUAUGGGAGAAAUCCGACGCUAUGACUCUCCACAAGUUAUCCUUCAGGUUGUUAUCUUUGUAAUAUUUGUGUCUUUUAUCAAAAAGCACUCUGUUCUCGACACGUAAACAAUCAGCCUGUCGGCCAUGUUGGAUAUACCAGUGAAUCUGACGUUACAACAACACGCAAUCUGAUUGGUCAGAAGUGGACACACAGUAUGCGAAACUUUAGAAAAAUCGACCAUGAUCUGAAAAAAUAAAUGCCACAAUAUCGCAGGAUGGGAAAACAUCACUGAUGUGAAUGCUUGUAUUGACAGGAUACAGGUUCAAAAAAAAUAUUGACGUCCGAAAUAACCGCACGAUAAUAACGGUCCCGUUGUGAAAGGACCUUAAAUAUACAUAUUUUUUCACAUACAUAAUCACAUUUAAAAGAUUUGCAUUGAACACUGUAUGCAGAGGCAAAGUGGCUGUUCAGUAUUUGAUUACCUGUGUCUGUUAUAGUGAAGUAUCACAGUAAACCUGCUUCUCCACAGAUGACCUGGUUCAAAGGCUGGAAGAUUAACCGUAAAGAUGGUAAUGCCUCAGGAACCACUCUGCUUGAGGCUCUGGAUGCCAUCCAACCUCCCACACGCCCCACUGACAAGCCCCUCCGUCUACCUCUGCAGGAUGUCUACAAAAUUGGAGGUAAGAUGGUGUCAGUGUGGGUGACUGUGAAGUUAAUACCUGUCAGCGCCCAACUUGAAAUAUGGAGGUAGGGCUGCACGAUAUAGGCCAGAAAUAAAAUCCAGAUUUUUUUCAUUUUUUUUUUAUUCAGUGACAACCUCACCAUACUUCACCAAAAAGUUUUUCUAUCAUCUCUCAAAACGAAACCACUAAAACGAUGUAGUGCAUAUGCCAAGCCAGUAAUUGGCGCUGUAAUGCUGCCAAGGAAAUGCACAAAAGACAGAAGAAGAGUACAGAGCAUGCGUAUAAAGGUUGUUUUAGCCGGACAGGCACAGACGCCGUAAGAGGGUUCUGCUAUGUGUCACAUAAUCAUCUCCAGAGAUGCAGAUAGGCAUCCACAUGGAGAUGAAAUGUUAGUCGUUUACGGGUUAUGCACUCUUGUACCCGUUUUCAAAAAGUACUGUUUACAGUCACCCUAAACGCCAUUUCCUUGUGGAUGAAACACCUAUACGACAAAAAACUUUAGCAUUUACUCCUGAAUUUGUUUCUGUGUGGACGGGUUGAUAUCGCCUUUAGACAGACUUUGCAGCGGUGAGUGGUUUGCUCUUCGUCCAAAACUGCAAAGCCAUACCAAUUCCACAUGACUGACUUGCCUUCCCCCUUUUUAGCCACGAAAUUAUCGCCUUCUUUUGUGAAUGCCCUGUUUGUUUCCACUGGUGUGUGUAGGAACUGGGGAGCACUCCCGCAAGAAUGGGGAGCCUAUGGUGGCCUGUAAGCGCGAGACAUAAUAGAGAGGAAAAUCAAUUUGACAAUUUAAAUUUUUUUUGACAUUGUCAUAAUUAAACAAUUCAAUUACAAUUCAAAAUCGAUUAAUCGUGCAGCCCUAUAUGGAAGUAUUUUAGUUACCAAGUUAAUAAUAAAUAUGCUAGAAAGAGUACUUUUGAAGUGAAAGCACCUUUUGAUUUAAAAGAGCAGAACUGAAUUAGCUAUAAACAUAAUUCCAACUGUGUACCCUAAUGCUAAUGUCUGCUUCAUUUCCCAGAAUAUAACAAACAUCUUUUUAAAGUUGCAAUCAUCAGAUAACUAAAACAAACCAGCACAUUUCUAAGGUAACCGAUUCUUUGCCAGGCAUUGGGACUGUGCCAGUGGGACGAGUUGAGACAGGAAUCCUCAAACCUGGCAUGGUGGUGACCUUUGCCCCUGUGAAUGUGACUACUGAGGUCAAGUCUGUGGAGAUGCACCACGAGGCCCUGACUGAAGCUCUGCCUGGUGACAACGUGGGCUUCAAUGUGAAGAACGUGUCUGUGAAGGACAUUCGCCGCGGUAAUGUGGCUGGAGACAGCAGGAAUGACCCACCACAGGAGGCAGCCGGCUUCACCUCUCAGGUCUGCAUACAGAAUCGAAUUUGAUACUGACCGAAAUGUCACUAUUAUCAGUUUUAGCAUAAUAAGUGUGUCUCUGCUUCUUCACAUGACUUAAUGUGUUGUCCAGGUGAUUAUCCUGAACCACCCUGGUCAGAUCAGUGCUGGCUACGCCCCAGUGCUGGACUGCCACACCGCACACAUCGCAUGCAAGUUUGCAGAGCUCAAGGAAAAAAUCGACCGCCGCUCUGGCAGGAAGCUUGAAGACAAUCCCAAGUUCCUUAAGUCUGGAGAUGCUGCCAUCGUAGACAUGAUCCCUGGCAAGCCCAUGUGUGUGGAGAGCUUCUCUGAGUAUCCACCACUGGGUAAGUUACCUGCCCCUCAGAGAGAUUCCUACACAUAGGUCAAAUAGAAGUUGUUUGAUCAAUUAUUGCUGCUUUAUGGGGUUUCGUUAGAUCAGUGGUUCUCAAGUCCAGUCCUCGAGGCCCACUGUCCUGCAUGUUUUGGAAGUUUCCCUGCUCCAACACACCUGAUUCAAAUGAUCAGCUCGUUAUCAAGCUCCGGCUUAAUAACGAGCUGCUCAUUUGUGUAUCUAAUGCAUUACCCCUAAUUUCCACCGCAUCCGGAACGGCUCCACUGCAGAACAGUGACAAUUUUGACCAUUUGCCGAUUCCUACCAGAUAUGUUUGUGAGGCAAAUUUCAUGGCAGAUAAGAGACAGUGGGAAUCGCAAGAACUCACAAGAACCUGCGGAUUCACAUGCAAUCCCGCGAUAAUGAGUUGUCUCUAUAAAGACAGCUACAUAACCAUAUAAGCAGUAGAUUGUGUCCUUUAAGGGGGGGAAAUCCACUUCUAGAUUUCUAGAAUCAUCACCUCCUCAUCUAUGGUGUUGUGGUGAAAUAAAGUCUGAAAACCUUUGACUUGUUUGUCCCUGCCGACAUUUGCAUGGUUGGAAAUAUGAUCCGCCUGAAACACUUAAUAUUUUCUUUUAAAAAGAAGCCGGAUGUUUUAUUUUGUGUCUGUGCCCAACUUCCCUUCCAGCAUGGGCUAAUCUGUGCUGAAUUUAUGUGGCAUGCUGCGGCAUCUGGAAAAAAAUAGAAAUCUGGCGAUCGGCUGUGGAGCUUGCUGAACCGCAGCGGAAUGGAAAGAGGCCAGUGGAAAUUGACAUUAACUUGAAUGGAAAUGAUCAGCUGUGAUCAGCACAUACGGCCUUUUCGCCGCUGUUCUGGAUGCGGUGGAAAUUUGGGGGUAAGGGGUUGCAGGACAGCUGCGGUGGCAAAAACCUCGAGACUGGCUGUCAAAUCCAUAACAUAGAUUUCAUAGUAAAACUCAUACAGUAUCCACUCCAAAUGUAGACCAUGGUUACUAAAGGAGUACACAAACCCAAAGCAAGUCAAAGACUAUCUCAGAUUUAAGUGACUUGCUGAUGACAAAAAUUAAAAUGCGAGUUAGAUAUUACUAAUAAACUAAUUUUCUGUCCAUCUUCCUUCCUCAGGGAGAUUUGCAGUCCGUGACAUGCGUCAGACAGUGGCGGUGGGAGUGAUCAAAGGUGUGGAAAAGAAAGCGCCCACUAGUGGUAAGAUCACCAAGUCUGCACAGAAGGCACAGAAGUCCAAAUGAACGUUGUGCUGGGCUGCUGCCCCAAACGCUCACCGUGACCGAAGACACAUUCGCACCCUGCACCUUCUGCACACCAUCGUUAGUGUCUGGUCUAUUAUCACAAUGCAUCGCAAAAGCAGACGUAGGAAAAAACUACUGGCGCAUGAUUAGCGAUGAACAUGUUAUCACUGUUAUAUGUCAGUUUUAUUGUCACACAGUUUGUGGAGUAACAACACAACACAUUUGCAUUAUUGCUCUCUGGUUGAGUGUUGUAGUUUGACGUAGGCAGCUUGUUCAUUUAGCCUACAAAAUUACUGGCUUUGGUCUAGUUUCAAGGCAGAUGGUUUUUUUGUUAAAGUAACGCCGUGUUCUAGCUUUAAAAUUGAUAUUCUAACUAGCCAGAGGUAGAUUGGCUUGUUGCAUGUUUGCACUUUAGAGAAACAAGCUACUGUAAACAUCCAAUACCUGAGAUCUUCAUGCGUAUCACUUUGCCUGACUUCGACUUCCUGGCAGUCGCACUGUUAAAUGUUACUUGUAACUCCUUUCCUGCUGUUGUUUGUGAGCAUUAAUUCAUAAAAGUAAAGAUGCUGAAACAGUAAGUCUUUGUUUUGGGUAUUAUUGUGAAAUUAAAACCAGGACCAGUUAAGAAGCCCUCUAUAGUUUUAAAAAGCAAAAAACAAACUCUUCAUUGAAUUUCUUUUAUUGAUGAAUGAGAAUAAAAGUUCACUUGCAUUUUCAUAACAUUACAGGCUUCAUAAAUCUAACUGAGAUUAUUACUAGUGUGUAAAUAUGUGCACAUAAUUUAAAUAAAUUAAACGAGACAGAAUGUUAACAUGUCAAAGGCCCGUUUUAUGCCCAGUAGCAAAACGAUUGCUGAAUCAAAAAAUUAGCCUCAAGUCAGAUUUACAUUUAGAAGAAGAGAAGAUGAAGACAGUGUAACCAUUUCUGUUCAAAUGAACCUAAUGCACUUUUCAGGAAACUGUCGAUAUGGAGAUGAUAAUGUACCACAAGAGCAAGGCACCUAUUAAAAGAAUGUACUACACAUUUUGUAGACUUCAUAUCAGAAAGGAGGUCUUUUCUUUUUCCGCUGAUGCAUCAGUUUGAACUAUAAAUAGUGAUAUGUCUUAAUGACAUGGCAUUCAUUCUCAGUUACUAAAAGGUUUGGAUAUGACAACCUCUUCAUGCAAAAUAUUUUUUAAAUAUCUUAAGGAAAUGAAAAUCCUCCUCUUAAAAGCAAAAUGACCCCAAGCCGCCUUCACAUAUAUUCUUGUUACUGAAAGGGGUCUUCAGUGAGCGAUGAGGUACUGCAAGCUGAUGGUGGUUACUCACCACUAAGGCGUUGGAUGCUUAAUGGUAGUAUCUACCAGCAGCUGGGGGUGCUAAAGUCAAUAUCUUGCAGCUGAGAGGGAAACACUGUCCCCUACCUGAUCCUCAGUAUCUGUACCAUGCACCAGGAAUACAUUCUGCAGAAAGUCCACUUUAAUGAAGCCAAAAUAAUCCCACAUUAUUUUGUAUGCAUAAAAAUUAAAAAUUGACCAUGAUUAAAAAAAAAAAACAAAAAAACAUUUUCCUUUCAUGUAAAAACAGAGCAGCAAAAUGCAAAGUACAAUACAAAGUAAAAUUUUCCAACAUUUCUCUCAGUGUAUCUGUUCUGAACCAAGACAAAGUGCUUUGCUAAAACACACAUUUAGACGACACAUCAAACCAAGUAGACAUUCAAGAUGAAUUUAUUUGUGGCUGUCAUCAGCUGGAGAAGUAAGUGUUUUGUGUUUUAGUAAUCUUAAAAUUGGCAACAAAGUGUUCCUCUAUCCAUUUCUCUGGACUGUACCUCAGAUCCUCCUUGUGUUGCACACAGCUGGCUUUUUGUGUAAAUCAACAUCUUUUGUGUAAAUCAGCCUUUACAGGCGUGAAUGUGCAUUGAACAAACAGCACCUAGUAUGACAGAUGACACGGUGGACACGUGUUGUCUUACAGUUUUGGUUAGCAACAGCAGCACUGAUUUCUGGCAUGCCCUGGGUUUGUCUUGCUGUCCUUACCAAUGAAAGGUCAUGUUUAUUAUGUAAGAUUUUUAAUGUAAAAUAACUCAUUCUGGAUAUUUUGAAAAUCUAGUCUUGUUCUGUCUUACACUGUCAGAGGUUUGAUAUGUAAAUUAGGUUGUGACUUCUCUUACUGGUCUUAGGUUAUCUGAGAACAGUUUGUAGAGCCUGGCUUACAUACUGCUUGGUUAACGAUGAGCAAGAGUGGGCCUUUAAUGCAGAAAACAAUGUACUGUGUGAUUUUGACAUCAUAGUACAAUAGUCAGACAAAUUAAUUGACGGCUGCCUCUCUGCUUAAUUUCAUUAUUAAGCCCAUUUAAGGUCAGGCUCUCAAUGUUUUAACUUAAUUAUAUAAAUUUGCUAACAAAAUAUGUAAAUGCAAACAUGUUGGCUGACUAUUCAAAAUCCAUUUUUAAGUCAUAUAAAUUAAUUCUGUAAAAAUGGCUUUGUUUUUUUUUCAGACAUGCACAUGCAUAGUUCUUAAAACUAGCUGCACAUAGAAGUACAGAGUGUAGAAAUGAGAAUAUUUAGUUAUGUCUUGCAAUCAGAUUUUAGAUUAAAACGCUUCCUGGCUCACAAUUUUGCACAAUACACAAUUCUGUAAUUGGCCACAAUGAAAUGUUUAUCAAGAUGCUAGAGGGUUAAAACGUUUCAUUGUAAAAUUUACAGUGUGCAGUAUUAUUGUAAAAAUUUUAAACAAAGUCAUUGGUAGAAUACUGCCAUUGCAGAAUAUAUGGAUUUAACAUUCACUUCACUUUAGAAGCGUGUUAUUCAAUCAGAUUAUUUAGAUGUGCUUUUGUUGUAUUGAGGAAAAGUAACCAGAUGGUGAAAAUGGACACGAUAAGUGUUCACUAACUGUGAAGCUAAAAGGGUUAGAGCUCCCUCUUCUGGAGGUCUGCAGUAUGAGACAGUAAGCCGCACUGCCUACUCCAGUGCUGCGUCCGAACUGCCCGCUCGGAUACUACAUGCUACUGCUACGUGCUACUGCUAGAUCCUACUCCUACAUACUAAAAACGUUGGCCCAAUUCGGACACACUAGACGAGCGGUGGGGAAAGACGACCCCCGCAGGCAGAGAGUAGGUACUGCGCCCGUGCAGACAGUGGUAACUGAAGCCCCUCAUCUGCGGGCCUGGCUGUAGUACUGCAGCUGUGCAGUUUAAUGAUGGAAUAAGUGAGCUUUACCUCCAUGAUGUCGCCACUUGCUCAUAAAAUGAUUACUUGGGCAAAUAUGACACCAUGACAUAACAAAGAGAUACAACCGCACAUUUUUUAGGACAGUGUGUGAAGUUACAUGAAACUUACAUCUGUACUGCAGCGGUCCCGCCUGCUGCUGCUGCUCCGACAUGGUGCGCGCUGCUGUGGCCAGCCGGCGUUCGCGACACUUUUAAAUAGGCAGAGCAGCUGGUGGCGCUAGCAUCACAUGCGCUUCUACAAUUUUUAAGAGGACGAAGAAGAAGCCCGCGGUGCAUUUUGGGUCAGUAGCAUGCCCGUAGGAUGCACCGAGACCAACCUACAAUGUGGGCGUGUCUAGCAUCUGAAGUAGUAUCUGAAGUAGCAUGCUACUCGCUCCGGUGGCCAAUUCGGACAUGCUAGAUACUACUUCGACUACUACUUCGACUACUACUUGGCAAUUCGGACGCAGCUCAUGUUAACAGAUGGGAUAUGGGUUAAAAGCAACCAACUCUUAAACAAGAGUUAUUUAACUUUUCACAGCCGUGCAUAUCUGCUAAAAAUCAACACAAGAAUCUUUUCUAUUGUAGAUUAUACCGGCCUGAAGGAUCUUCAAUGUUUCUUUGGUAAAUUCAAUGUGUUGUGGUUUGCUGAAAAGGUGGGGCAUCUGUCCUGCAACUUUACAAGCUAGAUUGCUUUAAUGCAAUCUCAAUAGACUGAGAGGAAGUGAUGUCCAUUUAAUGAAGAGUUAAUGGUCUAGACCAAAAGAGACAGUAGCUAUUGUCGAAAUGCAAUCAUUAAAUGUAUGCAUCACUUAAUAUCUGACAAGAAUUUAUCUUUGUAUUCAUGUCUACAAACAGACAUGUUCAUCAGAGUUCAGAUAACCUGCUAUACAUGUAGUAUCUUAACUCCAUCACCACAUUGUGUCCCAAAUUUCUUUUUGGACUGUAAACAAUCUCAAGUAAAGGAAAAAAAAAGGCUUAAAUAUGGCUUAUCUGUUAUCAGGACUUUCAAGGUUACCUGAAAUAUCGGCACUUGCCAUAAAGACUUAAUUGUUGAUGGAAAAGAAAACUAUAUGCUCAUCAAAAACCAAUCAUAAAUAGUGUUAUUUAAAACUAUGGACAUGAAACUUUAAAACUACAAACAAAAUUAAAGCCAUUCCUCAGCCCCUAAUGUGAGAAAAAUGUAAAGACCAAGAAUGAACUAGGGCCAGCGGGAGUCAAACUACUGCAAAUGUCUUGUAGGUCACAUAGUCAGGAAGCUUGUCUAGAAACUGAUGAUUUUUCAGGGUAUUAGCCCAAGAACAUACUGGUGCCUUCUUUUUGCCGGGUAUUCCGGUUUUAAAAAAGCAUUCAUUAGGACCACAUAUUAUUUCUGCCUGUUUAGUCCACUCCGUACAAUAGUUGUUACAUUUUUCUCAGAUGUCCAUGCCUUUUAAAGUUUUCAAGUGUAAACCCCUUUUUUUCUGUCUUUUCUCAGUACCUUUGACUAAAAACAUGCAACGCU